Euleptes europaea (tarantolino) is the source of this 1986-nucleotide messenger RNA. RefSeq names its product zinc finger protein 436-like. The record is from RefSeq and is a predicted model, not a curated record. Bases 124 to 1986 code for a protein of 620 amino acids. Gene Ontology annotation, biological process: regulation of transcription by RNA polymerase II. The transcript has 6 exons. Gene Ontology annotation, molecular function: RNA polymerase II cis-regulatory region sequence-specific DNA binding; DNA-binding transcription factor activity, RNA polymerase II-specific. Lineage: Eukaryota; Metazoa; Chordata; Lepidosauria; Squamata; Sphaerodactylidae.
ACUCACAAGGACAACGUGUCGGCUUUGCAGGACUCGGGAGCCCCGCCACGUGGGGCAGCUGUCGUAGAAGAGUGCGGCAGGCCCGUGGCACUGCCAGAGACUUCUUUGGGGCACCGAUUGAGGAUGGAAGAGCCAGGCUUGGCUGGACCUCACACAGGAAAAACAUGUGAUGCUGUUGAGGCCAGGAGCGGUGAGGAAUUCUGGGGAGAAACGGUACGGAAAAUCCCGGGCGACAGGCCUAGCAGCCCAAAUGCCCGGCACCUGCGUUUCCGGCAUUUCCACUAUCCAGAUGCCAGGGCCCCCCGAGAGGUUUGCAACCAGCUCCAUGACCUUUGCCGCCGGUGGCUGAAGCCUGAGCGACACACCAAAAACCAGAUCCUGGACCUGGUGAUCCUGGAGCAGUUCCUGGCUGUCCUGCCCCCGGAGAUGGAGGGCUGGAUCAGGGAAUGUGGGCCGGAGACCAGUUUCCAGGCAGUGGCCCUGGCAGAAGUCUUCCUGCUGGGCCAGGUAGAAGACAAGAAUCAGGACCAGAUGGUGCAGGGGCCAUUUGCAGAACUGGCUAGUAAUUUCCCUGAAGCAGAGAAAGCUCCUUCGGACACCAGCCAGAGGUUACUGUUCGAUGGGAUCACACCGGAGAGUGAUCGAGGGGCCUCCACACUGGGUGACGGAAUGGCAUUAGCGAUGCAUAUCAGGUUGUCGCUUCUUUGUGACGGGGAGGAGCCGUCUGCUGUGCAACCGGAUCAGGGCCUGCUGACGUUUGAUCAGGUAGCCAUGCAUUUCACUGAUGGAGAGUGGGCCCUCCUGGACGCCGACCAAAGAGCCCUGCACAGGAAGAUCAUGGAGGAGAACCGCCAGAAUGUGGCCUCUCUGGAAGGACCUCUGAUUCGCAAUCUGGAUCUCCAUUCCUGGCAGGAAGAAGGAGAUGCUCGAUUUGUCCAGGUUCCCAAGGAAGAAUCGUUAAGGAGUUGCAUGGGCUCUGUUAAUCCCUCUGCAUCUUACUGGUUUCCCUCAGAUGGAUGGAAUGAGGGAGAACCACUCAGGGAGAUAUUGGGAAGAGGCAGGUCUGAAGAGGUGGAACAGCACAGAAUCAAAACGGAAAUAAAGCAGGAAAGGGGGGAUGAAUGUUCCAUUUCUCAGGAUGGUGAGGCCUCUGUAAUCCCAACCCCAGAAAAAACAGGCACGGGAAAGGAAACUAGUCAGUGCCCCGUGUGCCAGAAAAUCUUCCGUUGGAAAUCAAGCCUUUAUGCGCACUGGAGAAUCCAUAAGGAGGAAAAACCGUUUCAGUGCUCAGAAUGUGGAAAGAGCUUUUGCCAGAAGGCGAACCUUAUUCGACAUCUAGGAGUACAUACUGGGGAGAAACCAUUCCAAUGCUCAGAAUGUAGCAAGAGGUUUGGUCAGAGGGAUAAAUUGCUUAGGCAUCAAGGUAUCCACACAGGGAAGAAACCGUAUUCGUGCUUGCAGUGUGGAAGGCAUUUCAGAGACAAAACGGAUUUUACUUCCCAUCAGAGAGUCCACACAGGGGAGAACCCAUAUAAAUGCUUAGAGUGUGGGAAGAGCUUCUGCAAGAACUCAGACCUUACAAGACACAAAAGAAUCCACAUGGAAGAGAAACCCUAUCAGUGCUCAGACUGCAGCACGGAUUUUUGUUUUAAAUCAAGCCUUAAACAUCACGAGAGACUGGAUGCAGGAGAGGAGCCAUAUAAAUGCUCGGAAUGUGGAAAGAACUUCAGUAAGAACUCAGAACUUACUAGAUACACAGGAAUCCACAUGGGAGAAAAACUCUAUCAGUGCUCAGACUGUAGCAUGAGUUUUUCUCAAGGGGGAAGCCUUAGAAGUCAUCAGAGAAUCCAUACAGGGGAGAAGCCAUAUAAAUGCUUGGUGUGUGAAAAGAGUUUCACUCAGAGAAUAAACCUUAAUUCACACCAAAGAAUGCACGCUAGGCACAAUCAGAACCAAUGCGGAAUACCGGUUGCAGUGUUGGAUUAG